AUGCUAUUUUAUCUGCAUAUCAAUUUAUUUAUUUUUAACCCUACAAAGCUGACGCCUUGUAGUUGCGACUGCGCUUGUUGGUUGGUGGGGGUAGCGGACCUGCUUAAUAGAGGUAGCGAUUUUAAAGGGAGGGGUGUGAGGCGUCUCAUGUCAGUUGCGCCGCCGGUCUCGGCGUCGUCAACGCAGUCCUCCUCUUUGUCAGAAUCUGUGGCACUGCUCGUCCCUAAACAACUGCGACGGGUUUUAUCGCGUGGUGGCGCCGAGGUGGUUGUCGAAAAGCGUACCGCAGGGAAGAAGCGGAUGUUUGUGAACAUUCCUGACGAAUAUGACCGAGAGGAAGGAUGCCGUCGACAUGCUUCUCAUGCUGAUGUGCACCGGCGGGCUCUUGAAGAUUUGAGGUGGGCUCGGGAGACACUUUGGAAUGACGAACGACUCCAACCCUAUUUGUAUACCUCAGAUCACUUGACAUGGCCUCCAUUGACGCAAUUGGCAAGUAUGGUUAACCUGGCGUGGUCUGCGAGGGAAACAGACGCUGUGCCUGAUCAUUCUGCCGUCAGUGCGCUGAAAAAAGCGCUUGGUAUUAUUCGACAUGAGCUUCUUUACACAGGUUUGCACCCACUAAGGGAGGAGGCUCUUGCAGGGCAGCUGCUGGCGUUCACGUCAGAGGAUGGCAAUAUCUCCGCAUCUGGUAGUACAUUACAUGCAGUUGGUGGGUCAGAAGCACGAUUCGGGGAUACCGUGUGGUCCCUAGAACUGCACACUCCUUCUUUCAAUAUCGACGAUGUGCUGCGACUCUCUCUUACUGCGCGUAUGCAGAAGGCGUGCAUGGACGCUCUGCCGAUCGGCCUUGCACCUGCUACCGUUGGGAACACAUGGUCGGCAGUUUUGGCUGCGCACCGUCAAGCGGAGGAGAGGAGUUAUCCAGGGCUUUUUCACAGCGUUCCACAUUGUAUUACAUUGUUUGAUGCUGAGGCUGCACAUGUGGCGCGGAUGGUUAGCGAAGCCGCUAUCCAGGGGCGGCGUGUGCGGUUGCGUGUUGGUGUGUACCUCACAAUGGUUCAGCGAAAUGAGUUGUAUGUACUGUCAGGAUCUUCUGCUUUAGGUGACGCUACUGACGAUGAGUCGGAACUCCGUACCUCAUUUGAAAGGGCGACGGGACGAAGCUAUAAAGUGUGCCAGUCGUCGGGACUACUCUUGCGGAUUCGUGGGAAAGAGGAGAUUGAAGACGCUCUUCGGCUGCGCUUCCUGGGCCCCCUGGCUUCAAAGCAUGAGCUUCUUGAGACUGCAACCCUUACCUCUCGUAUUAGCAGUACGCAUGUUGUAGUUAAGCAUAAUCCAUUUGUUGUGAUCCAUGGUCCACGUGUUGCUGAGGGGUUUCCAGAGAAUGCUGCAGCUCGCUCUGAGCUAUUGGGUCUGCUUUCUUCGCGUGAAAGCACGGCCUCAAGUGGUCCCGCCCGGUUGGCCGUUGCGGAGGCCACACCGUUAACAGUUCAUGCGACUUCCGUUACACUCACCGGGGAGGACUUGCGGCAAGGCGUUGACGACGCGGUGUUGAAAACACUGUCUUCUGGACCCAUGCCGAGGAGUGAAUUGGCAGUACAUUCGAAUAUGGCUCGUUUUCGUGACGCACCAAAUUUCGAGGUGAUGCUGAAGGACUCACUCAAGAGGAUUGCUGAGUACCAUGGUAGAAAGUACCGUUUGAAGGAGUGA
This is a messenger RNA of Trypanosoma brucei brucei TREU927, 1710 nucleotides long. RefSeq lists its product as hypothetical. NCBI's taxonomy places the organism in Eukaryota, Euglenozoa, Kinetoplastea, Trypanosomatida, Trypanosomatidae. The transcript has a single exon. The coding region runs from base 1 to 1710 and encodes 569 amino acids. The record is from RefSeq and is a predicted model, not a curated record.